Messenger RNA from Trichomonas vaginalis G3, 390 nucleotides. RefSeq lists its product as uncharacterized. The record is from RefSeq and is a predicted model, not a curated record. Lineage: Eukaryota; Parabasalia; Trichomonadida; Trichomonadidae. The transcript has a single exon. The coding region runs from base 1 to 390 and encodes 129 amino acids.
AUGAAUUCAACAAAUCCAGCAAGUGUUUUAGGUUUUGGUACGUGGAAGCAGAUUGCAGAUAAAUUCUUAUACUGUGCUAACUCUUCAAAGCAAACAGGAGGUUCGAAGAAAAUUACUGAAGCAAACUUACCCGCGCACACUCAUACAGGAACGACAAACUUUUCUGGCGACCAUAGCCACUCAUUAAGAGACCACCCAUUAUACAACUCAGAGUAUGAAGCUGGCCAUGACGUUUUAUCUCCAUCUUAUAACAAUGCAGCAAAAAAGAUUUUUCGACCAACUGAACCGGGAGGAAAUCAUGUCCAUACUUUCACAACAAAUCCAACAGGCUCGGGUGAAGAUUAUAUGCCACCAUUUGUGACUGUAUUUGCAUGGUAUAGAGUUCAAUGA